Messenger RNA from Blepharisma stoltei, 246 nucleotides. Lineage: Eukaryota; Ciliophora; Heterotrichea; Heterotrichida; Blepharismidae. The record is from the annotation of a GenBank genome assembly.
AUGUCGCUUAAUAACUUCGAAAUCAUUUCAAAAAUUGGUGAAGGCUCUUUUGCACAGGUUUUUAAAGUAAAGCGACUAGCAGACUCCAAAUAUUAUGCUCUUAAACAGAUUCGGAUAACUGAUCUAAGCUCAAAAGAAAAACUUAACGCCCUCAACGAAAUAAGAAUUUUGGCCUCCAUCAAUCACCCUAACAUCAUAGGCUACAAAGAAGCGUUUUUUGACGACAAUUCCCGGACUUUAUGGUAA